AUGCGCGCCUUCGCCGCGGCCGCGGGGCCGGCGAGGGCGACGCUGCCUCCGCGGGACCGGCGGUUCGAUCCCUUGACGCCGCCGCCGCCGGCGUCGGAGUUCCCGCCGUACGCGCCGCGCGACUUCUUCCGGUACGAGCUCAUCCAUCAGUCGAAGAAAUCGAACGCGCGCGUGGGGCGGAUUCACACCCCGCACGGGGUCAUCGACACCCCGGGGUACGUCGCAGUCGGCACCAUGGGCGCGAUGAAGUCGGUCCCGCACCAGGAGCUGCACGCCGCGAACGUGCAGCUCAUGUUCAGCAACACGUACCACCUCAUGCUGCAGCCCGGCGCGGACCUCGUCGAAAACGCUGGAGGCCUCCACGCGUUCAUCGGCCGCGACGCGCCGAUCAUCACGGACAGCGGCGGGUUCCAGGUCUUCUCCCUCGCGCGACCGAACGAAGGCGACGGCGAGGAGAUGAAAUCACGCCGGGCGAGCAAGCAGAAAGGCGCGGACGGGCUCCUACUGCGCGUCAACGAGGCGGGGGCGCUGUUCCGAUCCUACCGCGACGGCGUCGAAGUCGCGCUCACGCCGGAGAGCUCCGUGCUCGCGCAGAAGAAGCUCGGCGCGGACAUCAUCAUCCCGCUGGACGAACUCCCGCCGUACAGAAUAGACCCGGAGGCGCUGCGGCGGAGCGUGUACAUGAGUCACCGGUGGGAGGCGAGGAGCCUGAGGACGCACCUGGAGGACGUGCGGCGGCAGGCGAUGUACGCCGUCGUCCACGGCGGCGUCGACCGCGAGCUGCGCGUGAUGAGCGCGCGGUACCUCGCGUCGCUGCCGUUCGACGGGUUCGCGAUCGGCGGCAGCGUCGGGAAAGACACGGCCGAGGUGGCGUCGUUGCUGUCGUAUCUCGUCCCGUUGUUACCUCCCGACCGGCCGCGGCACUUGCUCGGCGUCGGCGACGAGAAAACCGUGCUCGCAUCGACGAGAGAGGGCGUGGACACGUUCGACAGCACGUUCCCCUCGAAGAACGCGCGGCACGGGCAGCUCAUGACGCGGACGCGAGGGACGUUUAACGUCGCCAGGGCGGAGUGCGCGAGGAUGCACGAGCCGCCGUGUCGCGAGUGCGGAUGCGCGCUGUGUGUGAACCACACGGUGUCGUACCUGCAUCACCUCGUGAAGGCGAACGAGCCGACCGCGGCGACGUUGAUGACCGCGCACAACUUGCACUACAUGGGGUGGCUGAUGCGGGAUCAGAGAGAGAAGAUACUGAACGACGAGAUAUGA
This is a messenger RNA of Micromonas pusilla CCMP1545, 1266 nucleotides long. RefSeq lists its product as uncharacterized. The transcript has a single exon. Gene Ontology annotation, molecular function: tRNA-guanosine(34) queuine transglycosylase activity. The record is from RefSeq and is a predicted model, not a curated record. NCBI's taxonomy places the organism in Eukaryota, Viridiplantae, Chlorophyta, Mamiellophyceae, Mamiellales, Mamiellaceae. Bases 1 to 1266 code for a protein of 421 amino acids.